UGGGCUCAACUGUGGUUGUAAGUCAAGAACCACCUGUACUUGCCCAAAUAUCUGGAAAUGCCCAUUGGAUCUUAACACUCAGAGGUGUCUCUGAAUAUUCAGUAGCAAUUUGGGAAUCCAGCAAUACAAGCAUUUAAAUAUAUCCUUCUCUAAAGAAUAUUUUACAUUCCACCAUCCAUGUAUUCUAAUGUGCCAGGUUCUGGGAAUCUUUUCUCCCACCCUCUCAGAUGUGUCUAAUUUUAAUAUUGUUGAACUAUUUUCUGAUGUUUGAUUGAAUCAUUAUAGAUCUGUUGCUGCUGCUUCUUUGGAUAUCUUGCUUGAUUCUAGAGAUGGAAACAAAUGCUUUCUACCCAAAAGUAAUACAAUAGUUGAUGGUUCAUCUCUGAAUGGGUUUUUGCUUUGAACAAGUCGUAACAGAAGCACUAUGACUAUCCAAUCACCGCCAAAGGAGUUACUAAAAAUAUAGAUUUUUUUAAAAAAAUCAUGAUGGGUUUCUAACUUUUCCAAAGGACAAACAUCUUCAACCUGCUUUAGUCUUUCUCUUAGUUCCCAACUUCUGGUUCCUGGUUCUGAGAAAGAUCAAUUUCUUCCACUCUCCAGAAAAUACAUGUUCUUUAUUCAUUCUAGUUUAUUUUAAUCUCUGUUAGUAAACUCAUCCAUCUUAGAAAGGGUCUUUUGUUUUCAGGUUAAUACUACUACUGUUAUUAUGUUCAGGCUCAAAUCAAUCUGCUGCAAUUUUAGAGAAGGGUGGAACAGUCUGUAAUAUAAUCCUUGAGGCUGCCAGCAGAAUAAAUAUAGCACAGUGCUAAACACAGAUGGCUAAAGAACAAGGGAUCCAGACAAUCUACCCUCACGCUACUUUUGAGUCUCCCCUAUUUCCUGUUCUUUUCAGCUUCUUCCCAAGAAAUCUUCAGCAGCACUUCUCUUGCUGUGAUAUUGUCAUUCACCACCAAAUGUUGUCCCUCUGCAAGAUCGCCGAUUCUUUGUUCAUUAGCAAUUCUAGGUCAGCCUGCUGUGAGAGUCUCCUCAGUCAAGAGAGAAUCACGUUCUGUAUCAAUGUCUCCAGACAACAGCCCUUCCCAAGCUUUCAGCAAAGCCAUUUGCUGAGAAUCCCUGUCUUUGAUGAUCCUUCGGAGAACCUGUAUAAGUACUUUGAGCACUGCAGUGAUGCCAUAGAAGACACCAUCCAAAGAGGCGGGAAGUGCUUAGUGUACUGUAAAAAUGGUCGCAGCAGAUCUGCAACUAUCUGCACUGCUUACUUGAUGAAGCAUCAAAAGCUCAGGUUGAAGGAAGCCUUUGAGAUUGUGAAGAUUGCCAGGCCAAUGGCAGAGCCUAAUGUAGGAUUUUGGUCUCAGCUACAGAAAUAUGAAGACCAUUUGCAAAGACAGCAGCAAAGAAGACUUUCUUCAAAAACAAUUUCACAUAAUAAAUAAACAAAUUGAUUCAGA
Thamnophis sirtalis is the source of this 1448-nucleotide messenger RNA. It is a transcript of the gene DUSP28, whose product is annotated as dual specificity phosphatase 28. Gene Ontology annotation, molecular function: MAP kinase tyrosine/serine/threonine phosphatase activity. Gene Ontology annotation, cellular component: cytoplasm. NCBI's taxonomy places the organism in Eukaryota, Metazoa, Chordata, Lepidosauria, Squamata, Natricidae. The record is from RefSeq and is a predicted model, not a curated record. Gene Ontology annotation, biological process: protein dephosphorylation.